UCAAUAAAACGCCCAAAUCCCACACAACACAACGCAACACCCUGGAUAUUCCUGCCUACGAACAUAGAUGCACCAAAUAUAAGAGAUAGAGAUAGAGAGAGAUGGGUAGAGCUCCUUGCUGUGAUAAGGCAAAUGUGAAGAAGGGCCCAUGGUCGGCUGAAGAAGAUGCUAAGCUUAAGGAGUUCAUGGACAAAUGUGGCACCGCUGGCAAUUGGAUCGCUCUUCCUCAAAAAGCUGGUCUGAAAAGAUGUGGAAAGAGCUGCAGAUUGAGAUGGCUUAAUUAUCUCAGACCUAACAUUAAACAUGGCGAAUUUUCGGAUGAAGAAGACAGAAUUAUUUGCACACUCUACGCAACCAUUGGAAGCAGGUGGUCAAUCAUCGCAGGCCAGUUACCCGGGCGAACCGACAACGACAUUAAGAAUUACUGGAACACCAAGCUCAAGAAGAAAUUAAUGGGACUCAUCCCUUCAAACCACACCAAAUAUUCACAGCCGCACUCGCAUCUAUACAGCGAUUUCAACUCCUUUUAUCUCCAAACUGCUAAAUCAGUUGAACCAAUGCCAUCCUUCUACUGCAACACAUUUUCACUAACCACAUCUCAGUAUCCUUAUUUUUCGCAAAAUCAAGAGGCCUUGGCCGAUCUCCAGCACUAUCAAGAGAAGGAAGGCAACAAAAUGCUCAUGUUUGGUGGCAAUGAAGCGAGCUGUAGCAAAGAACACGUCAAACAGGAAGGAAUUGCCUGCGGUUUUCACGGAUUUUACGGUGAAUUUGAUCAGAAAUGCAUGCUGAUAAAUGAUGCGUUUUUUUAUCAAAAGCCGUUUAAUUCGGAUGGUCAGUUGCAGUGUGACGUGGAACAAGUUAAACAGCUGAUUAGUAACAAUCAUGAUGAGGGCAAGGAGAUGUUGUAUUACUAUUAGCUAGAGAGAGAAAAUUUGACUAUAAGUACAAUAUGAAAGAUUUGAAGAGGUAA
This is a messenger RNA of Salvia hispanica, 970 nucleotides long. RefSeq names its product transcription factor MYB36-like. NCBI's taxonomy places the organism in Eukaryota, Viridiplantae, Streptophyta, Magnoliopsida, Lamiales, Lamiaceae. The record is from RefSeq and is a predicted model, not a curated record.